Molecule: messenger RNA, 911 nt
Organism: Aegilops tauschii subsp. strangulata
Lineage: Eukaryota; Viridiplantae; Streptophyta; Magnoliopsida; Poales; Poaceae
Source: RefSeq, a predicted model, not a curated record
GCAGCUUGAGACACAACACACUUUAAUUAGAGAAAGCAGCUCAGUUGGAGAGCAGAGGACAUGGCGGCACUGGCCACUCCUGCCACUUCUGCGGCGCUGGUGUCCGAGAUGAUGGCCCAGGGCCGCAAGUCUGCCGCUGCCCUCGAGGCCCUUCUCCAGGUCCAGGACCACGCGAUCGGCUGCUGCGACCGCGCCCUCGCCGUCCUCCACGGCAAACCUGCACGCCGGCAUAAGCACAAGCCGGCUCCCCACGGCGGCGCAGCCACUCAGACAAAGCCCAAAACAAGGACGCACGCGAGCAGCGGAGGGACGACGAUGGUGGAGAGGACGAGGAGCUGGGACGAUGGCUUCAUGUGGACCAAGUACGGGCAGAAGCACUUCCGGGGCAGCGACCACCCCAGGCACUACUUCAGGUGCGCCUACGCACUCCACGACGGCGGCUGCCCGGCCACGAGGCAGGUCCAGCGAUCCCAGGAGCACGACCCUCCCCUCUACGUGACUACGUCCUCACCUACUUCGCCGGCCACACAUGCUGCCGCGCGGCCGCCGUCGCCAAGGCCGUCCAGGUGCAGCUGCCGCUCGUCCUCGACUUUGGGUCGCCGGCCGCACCGAGCGGCUGCUCGCCUUGUUGGCUCAACUACGGGGAUAAUGUUUCGAAAAUAUAAAAUAGCACAGCUGCACCCCGGCCCUCUUAUCCGGGUCGUCCAUAUACAUCGGGAUAUGCGUCGUCCGUUACCGUAAGAUGAACAGGCCACGGUUACAUCGGGUGGUUUAGUAGUCCCCGUCGCCCGUGAUAUGCCUAUUUCGUAGCCUAGGUACUGUUCAGCUAGAGAAAAGUUCAGACACUAUCGGUCACGGGGGAGGCGGCCCGUGACAGAGGUCUUUCUGCGCCCCCACUCGUACCUCCAGGA